AUGACAGAAUAUAUUCAAACAUAUUCCAAACCAAUGGUUAAAGCAACAUCAUCAAUAUAUGAUCCAAAUUUAAUUGAAAGUUCGCGUUUACUUUUAUAUUUAUAUUUACACUUACAAACAAUUACUACAGCACUUCGAAAUAAUCUUGAAGCAAGGGAUUGGCAAAGACAUGCAUUUAAAUUAAAAUUAGUUGAAUAUCGCCAAUGGUUUUCACCAAUAAUGACAUUUUCAUUAGAAGGUUUUGUUGCAAAAAUCAGGCAAAUCAUGAAAAGAGCAGUAGAAGGUGAUAAUGAAGUUUUUUCUGAUGAAGAUUCUAUCCGGUAUUCUCCAUCAUCUAUGGGAGCUGCUGAUGCAUGUACAAAGCUUUGUCAAGAAUGGGAAGCAAUUGAUUAUCCUGAUAUAUAUAUACGUUAUACAGCACUUAUUAGAUUAACAAAUACAAUAUGUGAACAAUGUCAACAUUAUGCAAGACGUACAGCACGCAUAUUAUCGCAACAUAGAUAUUUUACUGAUUUAAAUAGUACACGAUCAUUUAAUGUUUCAAAAAAAUUAUGUAUCUUAGUUAAUGAUAUUGAAUUUGUUAAGCAAAAACUUCUUUCAUCUUUGCCAUAUGUAUUAAAUUUCUCGACUGUUAUUGAUAAGAUGAUUGAAAACUAUGAUUCAACAGAUUUUCAACAAACGAAAGUAACACUUGAACGUUUAAUAUCAACAGCUGAACAUGAAAUGAAUGAUGUUAUUAAACUUAUAUUUGAACGUGUUGCUACCUUAUUUUAUGUAUCUUUAAAAGAUAAAAUUUCCAAAUACUAUGAAGAUGAAAAACGUAGAAAAGUCGACCCUAUGAAUGAUAUAAAUCAAUACAUAGAUCAAGAAAUUCUUCGUAAAUUAUAUGCAGGUCUUGAAAAAGUUCAAUAUUCUCGUGUUGCUUGUGCUAUACGUAUAAAAGCACUACAAUGUUUAAGGGAAUUAUUACCAUUACAAGAGUCUCCAGAUUUUUAUGAACGUGUUUUACAAUCAUUUGGUCAUUUGGCUUUAUAUUUUGAAAAAGUAUGUCGUGGAGAACAACAUAUACCUGGUCCAUCAUGUGAAGAAGUAACAACUUUUCGACGAACACUUCAACAAUUUGCAUUAUCAACUGAACAAUUACAAUUAAUUUAUUUCCGAGAGAUAACUCAAACACCUUCUCCUUAUUCAUGUCCAACAAAUAAUGGUGUAAUUGUUUUUCGUGCUGCAUAUGAAAUCGUCGAUGAUCGUAUUACUAUUUAUGCUGAAAAUAUAUAUAUUUGUGUUCUAUAUGAAGUUUUUUCUUGUCACCACUUACCAAAAAUGGAUCAUUGCGGUUCAUCAGAUCCAUAUGUUAUUCUUGAAUUAUUACCAUCAAGACUUUAUCCAAAACGUCCAAAAGAACAUAAAACAAUUACCAUAAAACGAACACUUGAUCCAGAAUUUAAUCAACUAUUUCAAUGGGAUUAUCUUCCAUCAGAUAUUGUACAUACACCGGGUGCGGUUUUACGUCUUAGUGUUUGGGAUAAAAAUAUGGUAUUAAAGGAUGAUUUUAUUGGUGAAUGCUUUGUAUCGUUAACAAAUAUUGAAUCAUUAAUAAAUCAUGCAGCAACACGUGAUGUUCCUGUAUCAGAAGUACAUUUGAGAAGAGGAGAUAACAUUGCUCAAUCAACAGUAUAUAAAUUAAUUCGAAAUCGUGCAAAAUUUGAUCAAGAAGCAGCUCUUUUUCUUAAACAACGUACUCGUGCAAUGGAAUCAGAAAACGGAAGUGAUGGUGAAAAUCCAUCAGAGUCAUAUUCUAGUACAGCUCUACAUUCGUUAUGCUGUUUGGCACCAUGUGAUAUUGGUUUUGGUUUUCAUUCAACUGCUAGUGACCAAUCAUACACUGAUAAUAUUGAAGAAAUAAACUGA
Messenger RNA from Rotaria sp. Silwood2, 1911 nucleotides. The record is from the annotation of a GenBank genome assembly. NCBI's taxonomy places the organism in Eukaryota, Metazoa, Rotifera, Eurotatoria, Philodinida, Philodinidae.